Sebastes umbrosus (honeycomb rockfish) is the source of this 4166-nucleotide messenger RNA. RefSeq names its product glial cell derived neurotrophic factor a (gene gdnfa). Gene Ontology annotation, molecular function: receptor tyrosine kinase binding; glial cell-derived neurotrophic factor receptor binding; growth factor activity. The record is from RefSeq and is a predicted model, not a curated record. The coding region runs from base 1047 to 1811 and encodes 254 amino acids. NCBI's taxonomy places the organism in Eukaryota, Metazoa, Chordata, Actinopteri, Perciformes, Sebastidae. Gene Ontology annotation, biological process: peripheral nervous system development; negative regulation of neuron apoptotic process; positive regulation of branching involved in ureteric bud morphogenesis. The transcript has 3 exons.
UCAGGUUAGAAACAUGCAUCGCAACAUAACAUCUCCAAAUCGCAUUCCGCAUACUGAAAUCUAAUCCGAGGACAUCAGGAUGUGUGACAUAAUCCCCAAGACAUCUGAAAACUGCGCUCCUCCAAAAACGGGGGCUCCAGGGGUGCAUGGUUUGGGGACUAUGUGGACCUCUGUUUGCUCUUGCUUUGGGGUAGGAGGGUGGGGGGAUAUAUAAAAGAGGGGCGGUACACCAACUGGCCCAAAACGUCAGAGACGCACUUAACUAUAAAUCUCUCCAAACUGCCGUCUGCAUGCGCGCGGUGCGGUGUUAUAUGCGCAAGACAUCUGUCCUCUGCUUCGAGUCCAGCAUGAGGACGACGACGCGUGUGGAAACUCUUUCCGAGCUGUGCCUCUAAAGACACUAUCUGAGGGGAAAAUGGAGAAUAAACACCCACCAUCUGUGUUGUUUACCAUGUCAAGAUGCUGUCAGAUGUUGGCGACUAUGAACAUUUGACGCAGUUGUGGAUAUAACGGCGCUUUAAGUGUUUUAUCGAGAGCUUCUUGCGCUCUGGGAAACGACAUAUUGUGCACCUUUUACGCGCCGGAGACGCUGAUGUCUUCAUUGGACUCCUCUCGGUGGGAGAUGGUGGAACUCUCUCGGAUUUCCAACGUGGAAACGUAGCAUCCAAUUAAUCAGCGACUGCAACUGUAUACCCAGUGAGGCGCAGUGUGGCACUUCUUGGUCCGCUCUUCUUCAACUCUACCUCUACCUUUGGACUCCAAAGUGUGGGAAAAAUACGCAUGGUUUUCGUCGGAUCGGAGUUAUGAAAAAACACACAUGGUGCUGUAUUUCAGCUUGUGUUUCUAAUAGGACAUAAAACCCGAAUUUGAACUCGUUUUAAGGACAUUUUUUUUUUUUGGACUGUGGCGAUUCAUGAAGCUGUUUCAGCUUGGGACACGAAGCAGAGUCGCGUUUUCUGUUUUGGAUUUUAACACCAAACAGCCGAGCAAGUUCCAGGUCUGCAUGGGCCAUAUAUUAAGCUUUCUUCAUAGGAACUGAGUCUAAGAUGAAGUUAUGGGAUGUUUUGGCCACGUGUUUGUUGCUCCUGAGCUCUGUUGCUACACGGCCUCUCUACCAAAACACUCAGCCAGCCAAGAGGACUUAUUUCCCCAACAGCUACAGUGAUUCUGCGUCCCUGUCUGUGGAGGACGAAGAGCCAAAGUUCCAGCGUGAAGAACACAACCUGCAGGAGAUCUCCAUGGAGGAUCAAUAUGACAUCGCAGGUCCCUAUCCGGAUCAGUUCGAUGAUGUAAUGGAUUUUAUUGAGGCUACCAUUGGCAGACUGCGGAGGUCAUCAGACCCCAGCGGGGGCUCCAGGGGACGGAGGGAGCAGAGACAGAGGGGAGCAGCAAACACGGGAGGCGCGAGAGCCGAGAGGAGAGGACACGGCGACAGGAGGCGUGGACGGGGGCGAGGGGGAAGCCGAGGCGGCAAAGGAGGACGAGGCGAGAAGGGGAGGGAGGGGAUAUCGGUGCAGACACGAGGCUGCUUGCUAAAGGAGGUCCACCUCAACGUGACGGACUUGGGGCUGGGCUACCAGACUAAAGAGGAGCUGAUCUUCCGGUACUGCAGCGGCCCCUGCGUGGAGGCGGAGACCAACUACGACAAGAUCCUCAACAACCUCACACACAACAAGAAGCUGGACAAGGACACGCCCUCUCGCACCUGCUGUCGACCAAUCGCUUUCGACGAUGACUUAUCCUUCUUGGACGAUAACGUAGUGUAUCACACGCUGAAGAAGCAUUCUGCCAGGAAGUGUGCCUGCGUCUGAGGAAGCGACAGACAUGACCAGCAUCAGUGAACUAAGGAUCGCCUUGACAAGCUGGUGGGAUCGCUGUUUGGACUACGUGGUCGAAGAGGGAGUGUACCGUCUUUAACUUUUGUCGGCAGUCAAAUAAGCCGAAAAAGAAGCAAACUAUACAUUCAGCUUUGACAGACUACGCUCAGUCCUUCAGAACUCCAGAAGUCCUUCAAUUCGCAGGAGAAACGAUACUGUUACACUUCCAGAUUUGCUAACCGUGAUGUCUAAAAAGGUGAGAGUGAAGAAAAACUUUUGACUAAACUAGCUUUUUUUUUUUUCUGGAGGAAUUCAUUUUCCCAGGAACAUCAGUUUUUCCAUAGCUGGCUCCUAAGACUCCAGAUGAAUGCGGAGAUUUGAGGAGUAUAUUCAGCUGCAAUCUAAAUCACUGUCACUGCGUAGUCUGGAUGUUGACAUUUACAUUCAGAGCCAAGGGAUGACAAAUACCACACCGGAGUGUCCGCAAAGACUUUAUGGUGCAAUGCAUCUACAUAAAAUCCAAUCAUAUAUAUAUACAUACAUAUAUAUAUAUAUAUAUAUUAUAUAUACACGUGUGUGUAAGAGGUAUAUUUAUUAAGAUGGGAAUUAACUUAUUGUUAUUUAUUUCAAUCCAUUUUAUGAAAGAAAUUGUCGUUUUUUUCUUAUUUAUUUAAAAGCUUUUGUUUGUCCUGGAUGGUGCCAAUGUGGAGCAUUUUCUCAAUCUAAAAAAGGUGAAUUGCUAAACACUCACAUCCUAAUAUUGCUUAUUGGCUUCACUUAGAUUCCAUUAGUUUCUCAAUUCAUGACUCCAAAGGAUCAUCAAUAACUAUCCAGUUAAGGAAGGGUAGGAAGAGACACAGAGGAGGGGACCAAUAGAAGAUUUUGGAUUGAAUUGAUCUUUUGUUUUGGAGCUUUUUUGAAGGUAGAUUUUCUUUUUGGACAUUUCACCUCAUUUUUCCAAAUGUGACCAUGCUAAGACAGGAGGUAUUUCAGACAUUGCUCUCUUAGCAAACGCCUCUUUUGCUGCUGUUUAUUUUAAAAUGAAUAACCCAGAAUAGAUUUAAACGUCACUCCAAACAGGAGCCAUCGCAUCUUUCAACUAAAAUCUAACAUCAACAGUAGUAGUGGUCUCUCUGAGGAUCUGCAGGUGCCCUUUGAGGAUCCAUCCUUUGAGUCACAGAGUACAGAAGCUGCUAGAAUGCCUGCCUAUCAGCGAAUGUUAUCCGAAACCUCACUCUGGCCUUGCACCAAGUCUGAGCAAAGGCUUUGCAGCGGUUACUGUCCCAAUAGGCUUUAAAGUUCACAAGACUGCUUGUGUUUCUGUCUCGACUCUGACAGACAGGUCUUACUCCCUGAAAGGGGAUUUGAAAGUGAUCCUCUAACAUGAGUCUUAACCAAAUAUCCCCGUUGGCAAAGGCAUAUUGGUGAAAGCAGUUUAAGGAAGAUCUAGGUACUGUAGCGGCUGUCAUCGCGCAACUGACGUAAAUAUCUGAAGACUAGACGUUUGGACAAAAGGAUAUGUUUUGGAAUCGCAGAGGGAAGACGGUGGGUAGGCUUCAACAUGCUUUCUACAUGUAAUAACUUGUUCAGCUACGUUUUUUUUUUUUACCAAACUAUACACAAAUAUACAUCCAGGAAAACAGGAGGCUCUUUUAAAAGCAUGUUGCUGUGCCCAUGGAGACCCUGCGAGGGGAUGGUUUUAAGUGGAACAAAGAGAGCCCUCGGGUAGGUCUUGAUGUUAGCGCGGAUUAGGGACCAAGGUAUCUGUGCCCACCCAGCAGCAAGCAAGCCAGCUUUACUGUGUAAUCCGCCUGCACACAGAACAAAUCCACUGCAUCAAGCUGAAUUUAGGCCAAACACUACACACACAGAGGAAAAAAAAACUCAGCUUUUAUCACAGCAUACCUCAUCAAUUGGAUCAUCUUCCCCUUAAACAACUGAUUCGUGCAUAAGCCUUUCCAGAUGAGAAUGUGCAGUUAGGAGACUUCCCAGAAGCCCCAGAGCGCCUCGCUACUCUUCGAUACCAUACAUUAAAAGUGUGUAAACUGUGACCACUAUAGCCCUCUCAUCUCCGUGACUGUUUGCUCAAACUGUUCUCCUCGCCGAUUAGUCCUCUGGUUUUGACGCAAAGGUAAACAAAGCAAAAAGGUAAAAAAGAUGCGAAGGAAUCCUCAGUGUUAAUAUUAGAAGAAAGGAUUGGAUUUCUCUUUCACUCCUCAUUGUGUUAACACCUCUGUGUCAUGUCGUCUCACUUGUUUUGUGUUACAGAACCAAAGCUCUCUGCAAACUUUAUUUUUGUACAAUAUUCAUUUUAUAACUUUUUACAGAAUUAAACUUGUUUCUAUUAAA